This is a messenger RNA of Dictyostelium discoideum AX4, 2550 nucleotides long. Its product is annotated as regulator of chromosome condensation domain-containing protein. The coding region runs from base 1 to 2550 and encodes 849 amino acids. NCBI's taxonomy places the organism in Eukaryota, Evosea, Eumycetozoa, Dictyosteliales, Dictyosteliaceae. The record is from RefSeq and is a predicted model, not a curated record. The transcript is spliced from 2 exons.
AUGUCAGUUUUAAGUGUUGGACAAUCAAAAAAUGGGCAGUUAGGACAUGAUUCAAUUAAAGAAUGUUUAGAACCAACAGUUAUUGAAGGAUUAUUAGGUAAAAGAAUUAUACAAACAGUAUCAGGUGAAGCACAUUCAUUGGCUGUAUCAAGAUUUGGAGAUGUUUAUUCAUGGGGUAGAUCAAAAGAAGGUCAAUUAGGUAUUGGUCAAGGGUAUGGUGGUAGUGAUAAAGUAAUGUUUGUAGCAAAACCAACAUUGAUUAAAAGUUUACAACAUGAAAGAAUUAUAAAGGUAGCAUGUGGUAAUUUUCAUAGUUUAGCAUUGACUGAUAUGGGUAAAGUUUAUGAAUGGGGUCAACUACAUCGAUUAGACGAGUCACAAUCAUCAUUGGAUAUACAAUCAACCAAUGGUUUAAUUGAAAUGCCAAGAUUAUCAUCUCAAAGAAUUAUAGAGGCAUCAGUUUCACAAUAUCUAUCGGGUGAAAAGAAGGCAUACGAUGCCAAUGGUGGUACAAAACCAAAGGAUGAUGAUGAAGAUAAGGAAGCAUCCAAUAGUGCACAAUCAAAGAGUAAGCAUUUGGGUAAAAUCAUUGAUUUAAAUCAAACCAUUCCAAUGCAAAUUCAAGAUAUACCAGAGGAAGUGGUAGAUGUGAGUGGUGGUUGGGCAUUUAGUGCAGCCGUUACUAAAUCUGGUCGUUUAUAUACAUGGGGAUUCAAUGAAAAGGGUCAAUUGGGUUUAGGUAAUCGUUGGUUUCAUUCUACACCACAAUUGGUGAAAACAUUAAUCGAUGUGAACAUUGUUAGUGUUGUAUGUGGUCGUCAACAUAUUUGUGCCAUCACCGAUCAAGGUGAAGUUUAUAGUUGGGGACUUGGUGUUUUCGGUCAAUUGGGUCAUGGUAAUGUAAAGAGUUACCUUCAUCCAAAGAAAAUUCAACAGUUUGUAGAAUUAAAUGAAAGAAUAGCUCAAGUUGCAUGUGGUUCCAAUUUCACUAUGGUUAGAAGCGUCCAAGGUCUAUUGUAUGCAUUUGGUCAUGGAGAAUAUGGUCAAUUGGGUAGCACAGAAGAAACUCAACAUUUGGAUUUCGGUGGAAGAGAUAAUCAUUUCAAAUAUUCAAUACCAAUAGUGGUUAAAUCAUUAGAAACUAAAAAAAUUAAAAAUGUAGCAUGUGGUCAUUUACAUACAAUCGUUGUAACUGAUGAGAAUGAAGUUUAUCAAUGGGGUUGGGGUAGUUCUGGUGCAUUGGGUUUAGGUAAUAAAAGAUUUCAAUUGGUACCACAAUUAAUCACUUCUCUAUCUGGUGAAGAAAUUGCAUCGAUCACAGCCGGUGAAAAACAUACAAUCGUUGUAAGAUGUUCCGAUGUAACUUCAUUUGCUUAUGAUUAUAAAUCAUUAAUUAAUGAAAAGAAGUAUGCAGAUUUAAUAUUUAAAGUUCAAGAUAAGAAAAUUUAUUCUCAUUCAUUAUUUAUAAAAUCACGUUGCCAAAAAUUAUAUUCAAUAAUUUUAUUUUCAUCAAGAUUUAUUAAUCAAUAUUCAAAUAAUAAACAAGUUGUUGUGGCUAAGGAAGAAAAAGAAGAAGAAAAAGAAGAAGAAAAAGAAUUUAAUGAAAAUGGUGAAGAAAUUAAAAUUAUUGAUUUAGGCAAUUCAGUUAAAUAUCAAAUUUUCAUUGGUUUUUUACAAUAUUUAUAUACUGAUCAUUUAGUGAUUGCACCACAUUUAAGAAUUGAAUUGGGUAAAUAUGCUGAAAAGAUGGGAAUUGAAAGAUUAUCAGCCAUUUGUAAACGUUAUACCUAUAGAUUAAGACUCACCGAGAAAAUACCACCUUCAGAAUUUAGUAAACAAUUAAUUCAAGCAGUUGAUGAAUUAACCAAAGCUGAUAUUUCAUUCAAAAUCAAAGAAUCUGAUACCUCUUCAAUUUACGCUCAUAAAUUCAUUUUAACUCAAAGAAAUCUUUAUUUUAAAACAAUGUUUGAAUGUUCAUUCAAAGAGAAGGAUCAAAUGGAAUUCAUUGUAAGUGGUAAAGAUGAAAAUGAUAUCUCUUCCAAAGAAACUUUCAAACUAUUACUUCAAUAUAUCUAUGGUAAUAAUGAAGAGAUUAUCAAUGAUGAUAAUGCUAUAGAUAUACUUUGUUUGGCUGAUAGAUUCAUGAUUGAAGAUUUAAAAUAUCUUUGUGAAUAUCAUUUGGAACAAAUGGUUUUAUCAAAUAAUGAAAUUUUAUUAAAAAAUGUUCCAAAAACAACAAAUAACAUCGAUGGAAAUCAACAAAAAUUAAAGAAAGAAGAUAUUUUAAAUUUUGAAGAAACUUUAACUUCAUUUGAUAAUAUUUGUAUUCUAAUGCAAGUUGCCGAUGGUUUCAUGGUUAAAAGAUUAAAAAGAAUUUGUAUGGAUACUAUUAGUCAAAUCGAUUUCGAUUUAUUUAAAAUUUUAAAUACAAAAAAUGAAACUUUAAAAAAAAUUAGAAUUAAUUCACCAUUAUUGAUUAGAGAAUUAGAUAAUUAUGCUAGAAAUUUUGGUAAAUUUCAACAAAAUUCUUUAAUUGAAUUAAUUAGAUAA